AUGGGCGUUGAAAUAUUUAAAAAAUUUUUGGAUGACAAUGAUAAAAUGAAUGAGGAUAUGGAGUCGGAAAAUCAUAGAGAUUACAAUUAUAAAAAUAAUAAUUCAGAUUAUGAUCCAUUAGAAUUGGUUCAUGAUCAAUGA
Molecule: messenger RNA, 141 nt
Organism: Entrophospora candida
Lineage: Eukaryota; Fungi; Glomeromycota; Glomeromycetes; Entrophosporales; Entrophosporaceae
Source: the annotation of a GenBank genome assembly